This is a messenger RNA of Mucor velutinosus, 2172 nucleotides long. RefSeq names its product Coproporphyrinogen-III oxidase. The coding region runs from base 1 to 2172 and encodes 723 amino acids. Gene Ontology annotation, biological process: double-strand break repair via break-induced replication; DNA replication initiation; DNA replication. The transcript is spliced from 9 exons. Lineage: Eukaryota; Fungi; Mucoromycota; Mucoromycetes; Mucorales; Mucoraceae. The record is from RefSeq and is a predicted model, not a curated record. Gene Ontology annotation, cellular component: nucleus; MCM complex. Gene Ontology annotation, molecular function: DNA replication origin binding; ATP binding; single-stranded DNA helicase activity.
AUGGCCAGUUUAGGUUGGGAUCAAGGACAAGUGUACUCUACAUCAGUGCUUCCCGGAGAAGAACAGGUUGAUUCCUUCUCUGAGACCACUGCUCUGUUUUUUGACUUUAUUCAGACAUUCCGUCUCGGCAACAAUUACAUUUACAGAGAACAAUUGUCGCAGAACCUGUUGACAAAGCAAUACUACAUUGAAGUCGAUAUCAACCAUCUCAUCAGUUUUAAUGCCGAUCUCGCCAACAAGCUCACCACCACACCAGCAGAUUACCUGCCAAGAUUUGAAACUGCUGUCAAAGACAGUGCAAAGAGAAUCCUGUUUUCCAAUCCCAAUACUGUCAGCAACCUGGAUGUGCCUGAUUGCCAAGUAACUCUCAAAUCCACAGCCAAUGUCAUCCAAAUCCGUGAUUUAAAUUCUGAUUACAUUGGAAAACUGGUUCGUAUCCCCGGUAUCGUCAUUGGUGCCUCUACCCUCAGUUCAAGAGCCACUCAAGUCACUGCCAUGUGUAGAUCUUGUCGCAGCAUCAAAAUCAUCCCCGUAACUGGUGGUUUUUCAUCCAUUGUUCUGCCUAGAACAUGUGACAGUAUGGGCGUCAAUGGCGAACGCAAUGAUUGCCCUAUGGAUCCUUUUGUGAUUAUGCAUGACAAGUGUAAGUUUGUGGAUUCUCAAGUCAUCAAGUUGCAAGAAGCCCCUGAUAUGGUGCCUGUUGGUGACCUUCCUCGCCACACCAUCUUGAAUGCGGAUCGUUGGUUGACAAACCGUGUUGUGCCUGGUAUGAGAGCUGUGGUCAUGGGUAUCUAUUCCAUCUUCCAGAGCAAAUCUGCUAAAUCAACCGGCGCUGCUGCUGUCAGAACACCUUAUAUCAGAAUUGUCGGUCUUCAAGUAGAUCAGCACAACAACGGACGUGGUAAACCUCAUUUCACAGACGCAGAGGAGGAGGAAUAUAUCAGAAUGUCUCGUCAGCCUGAUUUAUACGAAACAUUUGCUCGUAGUUUGGCACCGUCUAUCUUUGGCAACAUGGAUAUCAAAAAGGCCAUUACUUGUUUGCUGUUCAGUGGAUCCAAAAAGAUUUUACCCGAUGGCAUGCGAUUGAGAGGUGACAUCAGUGUGCUGUUGUUGGGUGAUCCAGGUACCGCCAAAUCACAACUGCUUAAAUUCACAGAAAAAGUGGCACCCAUUGCUGUCUAUACGUCUGGUAAGGGUAGUAGUGCUGCCGGUUUAACUGCUUCGGUUAUUCGUGAUCCUGCCUCUCGUGAUUUUUACUUGGAAGGUGGUGCCAUGGUUUUGGCAGAUGGCGGUGUCGUAUGUAUUGAUGAGUUUGACAAGAUGCGUGAUGAGGAUCGUGUUGCUAUUCACGAAGCUAUGGAACAGCAGACCAUUUCUAUUGCCAAAGCAGGAAUCACCACUAUUCUCAAUUCUCGUACUUCUGUGCUUGCUGCUGCCAAUCCAGUGUUUGGUCGUUAUGAUGACAUGAAGAGUGCUGGUGAGAAUAUCGAUUUCCAAACCACUAUUUUGUCUCGUUUCGAUAUGAUUUUCAUCGUCAAGGAUGACCAUAAUGAGAGCCGUGAUAUGUCCAUCGCCAGACAUGUUCUGAAUGUCCACAUGAACAGACAAACACAGGACGCUGUGAUGGGAGAAAUCGAUUUGGAAAAGAUGAAGGCAUACAUCAACUAUUGUAAAGCUAAAUGUGCACCUCGUUUGACAGCAGCAGCAGCCACUAAAUUAAGUAGUCAUUUUGUCUCUAUUCGCAAGGAAAUGAAGGACACAGAAAGAGACACAGAAGUGAGAUCCACUAUUCCCAUCACCAUCAGACAGUUGGAAGCCAUUAUCCGUAUUUCCGAAUCAUUAGCAAAGAUGACCCUGUCUCCCUACGCCAAUGAACAGCACGUCGAUGAAGCCAUUCGUCUUUUCAAGUACUCUACUUUGGAUGCCAUCUCCAACGGUGGUGCUGACGGUAUGACGCGUAGCGACAUCAUGUCUGAAGUGCAGCUCAUUGAAAAGGAUAUUCAAAAACGUUUGCCUGUGGGUUCUCAAGUGCCCUAUGCUAAACUCAAGGAUCAUUAUCUGCGUGAUGGCUUCUCUGAAGCUGCAUUCUCCAGAGCAAUGACCAUUCUUGCCCGUAGAGACAUGUUGGCUCUUAGAGCUCAAGGCAAAAUGGUUCUUCGACAAGGUUUCUAA